GACAGGCCCACAAAUAAACACGAUAUAAAUCUCAUACAGUAGAUUAUCAGAUAAAAUGCCUGGCUCCAAACUUCACUUGAAUGACAAGAGCUGUAUCUCAGCACAGUACCAAAAUAGUCCGACUAACCUCUCAAUGGUACAAACAAUAGUUGACUACAUCCGAAGUAGGAAAGAUGAAAAGCCAAUGAAGUGCCAUUCCUUUCCGAAAAUAAAUCGGAGCAUCAGGUCUGCAGGCAACAGGUGGAGGCCUUUGCAACAGGUGGACGCAAAGGCCUCCUGCACCAUAUAUGCAAUGUGUCACAUCGUAAAUAGGUGUAUGCUUCCCAGUAUGUUCCUUUGAAGAAUAUAUACACGGAUGUUCUGUACGACAUUCCACAAAAGUGAAGUAUAACUUGUUUAGAUGUGCAUGAACACAUUUCCUCUUACAUAUCAUAUGAAAUACAUCCGUCCCAUUGCCUUAAACAUGCACUUUUUAUUGCCUCUACAACUGUAAAGUUUAGUCAUCAUUUUGUGGUUUGUCUGGUCUUCAUUUAAUGUCCUGGUAUAGGAUGACUCGAUGACUAUUCAUGACUCAAGCUGCUAAACCGUGGAGUGGUUCUGCAACACCGGAGCCUUUGGAGUUUUGAGUAUGGCUCCAAACUUUGUUGCGACCGCAUUGUGAGGAUAGCUCGCAGCUGCUGCCGUCACUCACAAUGUUAACACAUAUUGAGGGAACUGGUCAGCGUUAAACAUGGCUGCCUGACUACUACGCUGAUGCACACUGACGAAACAAGAAGAUAUGGGAAUAUAAACAUUUAGAAUACACAAAACUGGGCCGAGGUGGCUCAUUUCCAAUCCAGGAUGAAGACUAUGAGACUCCUUUCAGUCUUGAAGAUCCUCUCUCUUCUGGUUUUGGUCAGCUUGAGUAAUGGCAUCCAGAGAGCACCUCGUAUACUUACAUUAUUGGAGACGGUGGAUGUGCUACUGGAUCACAACGCAACGUUCAUCUGUGAGGUAGAAUCGCGACCUUCAGCUGACAUCACAUGGACCAAGAACAACCAGCCAAUAAUGUACUACGACUCCAGGUAUCUUACUCGAGAACAGGGACAAAUGCUUCUUAUCCCUCAUGCAAGAGAAAAUGACAACGGAGAGUACUGCUGCCUCGCCAGUAACGGAAUUGGAGAGCCAGCCAAGAGCUGUGGAGCGCUCCAGUUAAAAAUGAAGCCACAAAUCAAGCGCCAUCCGACAAAUGUGACCCUUUUGGUUGAGUCCAAAGCAGUUUUGCCAUGCGUUGCCCUUGGUAACCCAAAACCAGACAUGUACUGGCUUAAAGAUGAUGAGCUUAUUCAGGUCAGUGAGCGCGUCAAUAUUCUUGACUACGGUGGGCUGAAGUUCAACUAUAUUCAGAAGGAAGACGCGGGGCAGUAUCGAUGUGUGGCAAGAAACAGCUUCGGUUCGGCGUUUUCCAAGCUUGCCACCAUUGAAGUGCAAGCUCCAGCACGAAUCCUGAAAGUUCCCAAGGAGAAGAGAGUAGCAUAUGGCAUCCAAAUAUCUCUGGAGUGUAAUGCCACAGGAAAUCCGAUCCCCACCAUCACCUGGUUAGAAAACGGGAAUACAAUCUCCGGCGCAUCAGUCGAUGAGACUUUGGCGGGAGAAGUCAUUUUGUCGGUUCUGCGGGUGACGGUGACGAAGCCAGCUCUUUACACGUGCUUGGCCUCAAACAGACACAGCGCUGGGGCCAACACUGUCAAAGCAACCGCUCGAGUGACUGUCGCAGAAUGGAGACUCUACAAGGGUGUUGCGGGCUUCUGCAGUGCAUAUCGGGGAGAAGUGUGCCGCACGAUUUUAAGGGAAGAUUCACUUGUUUUCUUCAACGCCUCCAUGUCUGACCCGGAGGACGUGCAAGAGUACCUGAUUCAGAGCUGGUGGACGGAGUUUGAAGGUCUUAGUAAACUCUGUGGCCCUGCAGUGCGUUCACUUCUCUGUCAUACCUCUUUCCCAGACUGUAAUCCAUCAGGCUUGGGACCAGCACCUAAACCUGUCUGCAGGGAGCAUUGCCUUGCAGUGAAGGAGCUGUACUGCCAUAAAGAAUGGUCGAUACUAGAAGGCAGCAUGCUGUCUGUCCAGCCUGGACUCUUCGGUUCUGCCGCAGACUUCCACACACCCCGUUUGCUGUUGCCCAAAUGUCAAACUUUACCUAGUCUCCAUUCAGACCUUCAAGCGUGUACUCGUGUUCCUUUCGUGGACAUCAAGACGGAUCAAAUGACUAGUAAGUGUAAACAUGAAUGAAAAUUCCCACUGUUAAAAAAAAACAAAAACUCGUUACAUUUCUGUUUUGUAUCACCAGCAACAUGUUACAGUGACAGAGGGCGUUUUUAUCAGGGUAGCGUGAACGUGACAAGGUCCGGCAUACCCUGUCAGCCGUGGGAUCAACAGGUUCCUCAUCAGCACCGCUUGUCUGUGGAUGCCGUUCCAGAGUUAAAAAACUCAGAUAACAACUGUAGAAACCCAGCAGGGAUCAGCGACAAGCCGUGGUGCUACACCUCAAAUCCGAACAUACGUUGGGAGUAUUGUGCCGUACCACAGUGUGGGGAGGCGGGAGCGGAAUCAGUGGCUAAGCAAGAGCCAGCAGGUCCUCGUCACCUCCCUCCCACAACAGCUUCAUCUCCAGCAUACUCCAUGUCGGUCAUUGUUAUCAUUCUGACUGUACUCGCCUGCGCGGUCUUCCUCACCGUCGUGAUCGUCGCAUGUCGCCGACGGAGAAAACAAUGGAGACAACACAAACGGGCAAUGGAGAGCCCAACAAUGACUGCUCUUCCUUCAGAGCUCCUACUGGACCGACUGCACCCAAACCCUAUGUACCAACGGGUUCCUUUGCUCCUCAAUUCCAAACUUCUGGCCCUUGAAUACCCCAGGAAUAAUAUCCAGUAUGUUCGAGAUAUCGGAGAGGGAGCCUUUGGUCGAGUUUUUCAAGCAAGAGCCCCAGGCUUGCUACCAAUGGAACCUUUCACAAUGGUGGCUGUAAAGAUGCUCAAGGAAGAAGCCUCAGCAGACAUGCAGAAUGAUUUCCAGAGAGAGGCAGCACUCAUGGCUGAAUUUGACCAUUCCAACAUCGUGCGACUCCUCGGUGUAUGCGCAGUGGGUAAACCCAUGUGCCUGAUGUUUGAGUACAUGGCCCAAGGUGACCUCAACGAAUUCCUGCGUCGUCGAUCUCCAACACGAUCCGUGCGAACGGUCAGCCGCGCGAGCCUAUCCGGUCGCAGUUUUUCUUCAGAGACGGAAGCCGGGCCCCUCUCUUGCCCCGAGCAGUUAUCAAUGUCCAAACAGAUCGCCGCGGGGAUGGCCUACCUGUCGGAACGCAAGUUUGUCCAUCGAGACCUUGCGACAAGAAAUUGCCUAGUCCGGGAGGAAAUGGUGGUGAAGAUUGCGGAUUUCGGCCUCUCCAGGAACAUCUACUCAGCUGAUUACUACAAAGCCAAUGAAAAUGACGCCAUACCCAUUCGAUGGAUGCCCCCGGAGUCUAUUUUCUACAACCGUUACACCACUGAAUCGGAUGUUUGGGCUUAUGGCGUGGUGUUAUGGGAGAUCUUCUCCCACGGCAUGCAGCCUUACUAUGGCAUGGGCCACGAGGAAGUUAUUUACUAUGUCAGGGAUGGUCACAUCCUUUCCUGCCCUGAGAACUGCCCACUGGAGCUAUAUAAUCUAAUGAGGCUUUGUUGGAGCACACACCCGCCGGAUCGGCCCAGCUUCAACAGCAUACAUCGAAUUCUGGAGCGGAUGCAUCAAAAUAUGCAGAGCACAAAUGAUGAUACCGAGGCGGACUGUUAAUUUUCUUACAACGCCGAUAAGACACGACAUAAGACUGGCAUAGAGCAGAAUAUUGCUAUUUUGAGAAACUCCCAAGAUCAUGUUUACACAGUAAAAGGAAAACUUGCAUAUAUAAUUCAUUCAUUCAUUCAUCUUCCGAGCCGCUUGAUCCUCACUAGGGUCGCGGGGGGGGGGGCUGGAACCUAUCCCAGCUGUCUUCGGGCAGUAGGCGAGGGACACCCUGAAUCGGUUGCCAGCCAAUCGCAGGGCACACAGAAACGA
Messenger RNA from Hippocampus zosterae (dwarf seahorse), 4068 nucleotides. RefSeq names its product muscle, skeletal, receptor tyrosine kinase (gene musk). Gene Ontology annotation, cellular component: signaling receptor complex. The record is from RefSeq and is a predicted model, not a curated record. Gene Ontology annotation, molecular function: transmembrane receptor protein tyrosine kinase activity; ATP binding; protein binding. NCBI's taxonomy places the organism in Eukaryota, Metazoa, Chordata, Actinopteri, Syngnathiformes, Syngnathidae. Gene Ontology annotation, biological process: positive regulation of kinase activity; protein phosphorylation; multicellular organism development.